Perca flavescens (yellow perch) is the source of this 1360-nucleotide messenger RNA. It is a transcript of the gene pou2af2a, whose product is annotated as POU class 2 homeobox associating factor 2. Lineage: Eukaryota; Metazoa; Chordata; Actinopteri; Perciformes; Percidae. The transcript has 5 exons. Gene Ontology annotation, molecular function: sequence-specific DNA binding; POU domain binding; transcription coactivator activity. Bases 1 to 894 code for a protein of 297 amino acids. Gene Ontology annotation, cellular component: nucleus. The record is from RefSeq and is a predicted model, not a curated record.
AUGGACACAGAAUAUUCUAAGAGAGUGUACCAAGGCGUUCGAGUCAAGCACACAGUCAAAGACCUGCUGGCCGAGAAGCGAUCCCGACAGACAAAUGGGCCCAGAUACAGCGGAGGAUCGACCUCUCCGCCUUCAUUUGUCCAGAUGCCAGGGUCUCACAUGCUGCCCAGCUACUAUGGCAUGAGGCGUCCCUUCAUCUCAGAGUCAGACUUCUGCCAGUCCACCAAGCAGUUCUCCCCUGACGUGUAUUCGCCCACACUGGGUGGCAAACCUCUGGGCUGCGAUCCCUCCACCAUGACCAGCUACCCCUCCUUCAUUGACAGCUACUACCCAGAGACCUUCGGAGAUUACCGCAGCGCUGCUGCCUUCUCCAGCUCUGGAGGAUCCUUCCUGCCCUCAUCGGCCCUCUCGUCCCUGCUGCCUCCAUUUGGUGGAGAGUCCUCGCAUUUAUUUCUGAGAGACUCAUGGGAGCAGUCAGUUCCAGAGCCAGUAUCCCAGGUGGAGGCUCUGUGUACGGACAGCCUGGCCUCCGUCAGCGUCCCGCCCUCCAUGCCCAGCCCUGAACCCCCGGGGAGCCCCUCCCAGUACCGCUCCCCCAGCCGAGGCUCCUCCAUGGGCCCCGGCUCCAGCAGCCAGCCCUACAUCCUGCACUCCAUGGAGGAAGCCCACUACCACCCCUUAACCACCAGCAGCUCUUACCAGGUCCCCUCCACCUCCUUCCCCUGCCCUUCCUACAUGAGCACUCCCAUCAGCGACCUGGUGUCCAAGAUGGUGACAGAGGAGGAGGCCGACAGCCACACCAGCCUCGCCCCCAACAGCGAGGCUCACUCCUCCUGGGCCAAGGAAGAUGGAGUGAGCUCCUGGUCGCCCUAUGAGAUCAGGAGGGCUUACUGACUAGAGGACGGGCCUGAGGGUCAAUAUUUAUAAGAAGAUGGAAGUUUUACAGACAAUUAAAAUCAACCAGCACUUGACACGCCUCCCACAGACCUUAGUUAGCUGGAGCACCUUAACGCUACGUGCUGUGCUUGAGAUUAUGAAAAACUAGUUUGCAUAUGAGCUGAGAUACAUAACUGCAAUAAUGGAUAAAUGGGUGAAAUGUCCAGUUUCUUGUCAUCUAAGUGGAAGUGGUGAAGGCAAACUUGACCAAACCUACUGAAGAAAAGUAGCCCAGCCCAAACAUUGACAGCUCCAGGAUCACUGUCUUGUGUGUGAAAUUUUUUUUGCAACAGCAUCCACAGUGUAACGGAAUACAUGAUGUUAGUUAAAAUCCUGUUUAAUAUCAGUUCAGAUAGGAUGAAAUUAAACCUUUCUGCCCUUGGGAAUCCAAUGCCGGUAACACUUUACCUAAACCCCAUUUAAA